AUGGAGCCGUCGGAUCUGAACACGCACCUGCCGCCGCGGAAGCGGCUGCUGGCGGGGCUCCGGACGGCGGCCGCGGCCUCCCCCUGCGACGCCGCCAGGCUCGAGGCCGCGCCCGAGCCGCCCUUGCUCCUGCCCGACGGCCUCGCCGCCCGCCUCCGCGCCAUGCCGCCGGCCAGCACGCAGCAGGAGAUCAUCCAGGCCGCCCAGCGCGCGGCCGACGCUGCCGCCGACGCCGCGGCCGCCGCCCGGGCGGCUGCCGUCGACAAGGCGGCUGUGGCCGCCAGGGCUAGGGCUGCGGCCAGGGCUGCCAUGGAGUUCCUUGACUCCCUCUGCAUCGCUGGCGCGUCCAGAAAUGGGAUCCAGCUGCUCAAACCGAAAUCCAAGAAGAAACAUGUGCAGGUCAAGCUCCUGUACAGGCCGCCGUCGUCCAAUGGCCGGGCGAUCGAGGGGGCAGAGGAUGCUGUUGGUGGUGAUGUCACUCCCAGGCCGCAUCGUCGGCGCAGGGAGAGCGACGAGGAGGUCGCUCGCAAGCUGCACCGCGUGAUGAAUAGCUCGCCCCGGAUUUCCUUCACUGGACCCAAGAGACCCCGCGGUAUCGCCGAUGGGAAAGACGGGUUCCAUAGUGAUGGGGGUGGGGGUGAUGCUUGCAAUGGUUCCUCGACGCACACGCCAACUGAGGUUGGUUUUGUUAACGGAGGAAGCUCUGUUGGGAAAUCCGGUGAGAGAACUAUCCACUCUUCCAAGAUUAGGGCUCCGGGGGAUGAUGGUGAAGAGUAUCCUUGGAACACUGCAAAGAGCAGUAGGCACAUUGUUAAUAAUGGAGAUGGAAUUGGAAACCUAAGCGCUGGUCGGAAAGUGAAGAUCAAGAGGAAGCAGCUGUUUUUGAACCACCAUUCUAAUGGUGAACAGAGAGAAGAGCAUAAACAAGAAACAGAGCAAUCCAGAGACCCUCCCACAGGAUACUGCAAUGAGCUCAAGUCCAACGGUGCAGAAAAGCGACCUGGUUUCGCAGACGACGCAAGGGCAGCAGCACCUGGUGGCGGCGAUGAUCCCGCGCCGACCAAGAUCACGUCCGUGUGGAAGUUCAAGAAGUUCAAACCGGCGUCGUCGUCGCACUGCUCCUCCGACAGCAAGAUGUUGUGUUCCUCCAGUUCCGCGGCUGAAACCUCUGCUUCCGUGAAGGCUGAUUAG
Triticum turgidum subsp. durum (durum wheat) is the source of this 1191-nucleotide messenger RNA. The record is from the annotation of a GenBank genome assembly. NCBI's taxonomy places the organism in Eukaryota, Viridiplantae, Streptophyta, Magnoliopsida, Poales, Poaceae.